AUGCAAAUAAUUUGUGGUCAGGAUUCUUUCAAGAAUGCAUCUUCUUCGAUUUGGUGGAGAGAUAUUUUAAAGGUUAGUAAUGUGUCUUAUAAUCCUUUAACUAUUGAUCCCAUAGUUUCGAAUUGCAAAUUCAUAGUAGGAAAUGGUUUUAAUACCCCGUUUUGGGAAUCAUGUUGGUGGAAUAAUGGUAUUUUAAAGGAGGUUUUUCCGGACCUUUUUUUAGCUUCUUCUUUAAAAAAGGUUUCGGUGGCGGUUAUGGGAGGGUUGAGUAAUGGGAGUUGGAAAUGGGGGGAUCUUGGAAUUUCGGUUGUUGGAAGGGAUUCGGUUUUUUUAAAUUCCUUUUCGGUGUUGAAGGAUAUAUUAGAUAAUUUUGGUAGUUUAAAUGAUGCUAAGGAUUAUACGGUUUGGUUGUUGGAUAUGGAAAAAGGUUACACGGUUGCCUCUUGUUACGGUUCAUAUGCUUCUAGGCGAAUUCCUUUCGGUCCUCCGAUUAAGGGUGAGGAAGCUUUCAAUUUGAUUUGGAAAGCGGAAGUUCCGUUCAAGAUAAAAGCGUUUGGUUGGAGGCUAUUUUUGAAUAGAUUACCUACUAAAGAUUUGUUGGUGUAUAGAGGUAUGAAUUUUACAAAUGCUAAUUUAAAUUGUGUUUUUUGUGAUUCUCAUGUGGAAGAGGCAGAUCAUUUGUUUUUUAAAUGCAUAGUGAUAAAGUUGGUUUGGAAGGAAAUUGCUUCGUGGGUGGGAUUUUCGGGUUGGGAGGAGGAAGAAUGUAUCCCUUUUUUCGUGGAAUGGCAUUCUUUGAGCCGCUGUACAAAGGUUAAAAGCGGCAAAUUGGGGGUGUUUUGGUUAGCCACAACUUGGAUUGUAUGGUUGACAAGGAAUGGUAUUUGUUUUAAGAAUGAAGUGUGGAAUAUAAAUAAUAUGGUUUGGAGCAUUAAAUUUUUGGUUUGGAGGUGGUCUUCUUAUGGAAAUAUUACUCAUUCCAAUUGUUGUUUUUACGAUUUUUACAAAGACCCAUUGUCUUUUAUGUCGUAA
Molecule: messenger RNA, 1029 nt
Organism: Vicia villosa (hairy vetch)
Lineage: Eukaryota; Viridiplantae; Streptophyta; Magnoliopsida; Fabales; Fabaceae
Exons: 1
Coding region: 1-1029 (342 amino acids)
Source: RefSeq, a predicted model, not a curated record